AUGCAAGAAACCCGGAGGAAAAAAACUGCAGCGGAGCUACAAAUAAUAAAUUAUUGGGGGUCUGUUGUGAAUCACAGGACCAUGGAAACCGAGCGUUUCCCCGUUAUUGAUUUAAUCAAUGCGACCCGCAGACAUAAACACCCGAAACCUAAAAUGAACAAAUUGGGAAAGCUGUGGGUGCUGGUGAUGUUCUUUAAGUGCGAAGAGAUCUGCGGAAAAUACGUGGAGGGCGAACUGAAGACGAACGACAAUUGGGCAUUUUUGACGAGGUUCUGUUUCUUGUCGUUGGACGGAGAGUUUGAGUACAUGAUUGAGUUCAACGAGGAGUAUGGGUACCCAAAUUUGCUGCUGUACUACGAUACCAAAGACCAGUGGCCUUCCGUCUACAAGACAAAUAAGACGUGCUACGAGAAGGAGGGGGUGUUAAACAUAGAGCAAAAUCAAAUUAUAAAUUUAACCCUUUCCGGCGGCGAGGGUGGAUGCCGGUUGACGAAGUAUGCGAUAGCGACGACCACGACGAGUACUACGCCAACUGCAAGGGCGACUAUUCGGCUAAGAACGACGACGACAACAGUUGGGACAACAACCUCAACUGUUGAGGCAACAACCUCAGUUGAGGCAACAACCUCAUCUGUUGAGGCAACAGCAGCAACCGUCUCGAGCACUACAGGUACAUUCGUCUACAAUUCGUCAGAUCCCCCCACAACUUACAAGGCCCCCAUUCGAAAACGGCAUGCCUCCUACCAGCUCAACCAGAGAGAGUCGCGAAUGCUCCUCUGCCAGAACGCUCGCAGAUUCGAUACGGCUCGCGAACGGUGGUGGUUCGUGGCAAUUAGCAACUGCAACAGUAGCAAGGGCAUUCGCAUCAGGUACCGAAUCCUGAUGACCAACGGCAAUCCUGGAGACUACUUUCACGAGCACUUCUCCGCCGACCAAUUCUACAUUCUGCCAAUUCUGAUAACGUUCUGCAUCUCGUACUCCCUACUGAUAUUGGCGAUUCUGAUAUGUACGGUCGAGUUGAAAUCGAGACAGCUGCUGCACACGACCUAUAAGCUCUUUGUAAUGUCGGUGAUUGUGCAAUUCUUCGGCAUUGUCCUGCAGACGGCUGCGUACCUCAAGUUCGCGAUGAAUGGGGUGGGAGCACCGACUGCUAACACUUUCGGUAGCAUGUUUAUGGGCGGCUCGGAAACGUGCUUCUUACUGUUACUCCUGCUACUGGCGAAGGGCUACACCGUGACGAGGGGACGUCUACCCUUGGGAGCCAGCGUCAAAUUGACAAUCUUCAUGUGCCUCUACUCGGUGACCUACAUUUGCAUUUUCAUAUACGAAGCGCAGGUUUUCGACCCGGGCGAGGUGCUCUACCUGUACGAGUCGCCCGCAGGCUACGCCCUGAUCGUGCUAAGGGUGAUCGCAUGGCUGAUGUUCGUGUAUUCAACGGUGUUUACCCUCAAGCACUAUCCAGAGAAGUCAAUGUUUUACUACCCAUUCAACAUCUGCGGCACCCUGUGGUUCAUCGCCGGUCCCGCGUUCAUUGUGUCCGCGAACGCCUUCAUAGACAAAUGGGUGAGGGAGUCGGUGGUCUGCGGCGUGCUUCUGCUGAUCACCUUCGCGGGACACCUGAUGUUCCUGAUGCUCACCAUGCCCUCGAUGGCCAACAAGAACUUCCCCUACCACGUGCGCACCACCCAGAUCGGCAUUAUGGAGGUGACGGGCAUGGCGGGCGUCAGCACGAUCGAGCGUUUCGGCCAUCACGUCUACGAACCGACGUCCGACGUCAGCGAGGAUAGGGUCAUCAUCCCGCUGUCGCGACGCACCGAGGAGAUCUUCGGCGGAAUUUACCGGCAGCAGAGCCAGUUCGUUUCCAACGCCCAAAACGGUCGAGAACUGCCCGAGGAGGUGUUGAUAUCGAACAGUUUGAUGCUGCAGAACGUGCUCAGUUGGUCCUUGGCCAAAAACUCCUCGGCCUUCGACGUGAACCGCAAAAACAGCAGACGUUCUCUAGAGUCCACCCAGUCUCAAGAGACCCCUCGAUCGACAAGCAGCUCUCAUGUGGAAGUUGUCGAGAAUGGAGUACAUUCGCAUAACAGCUACGAGUAUGUAAAGGACGUUCCCGUGGAACUAUUCACCAUAAGCAAACCGGCAACUGAUCCAAUUAAGAACGCGAUUACAAACCAAUGACCAUGUGGCGAUGGCCUUGAGCAACUGUACCGCACAAUUUGCCAAAAUACUGUCAAAUAUUUAUGGGGUUGAAGUCGUGAAAGAAUGGCUUGGAGUGGUUGCACCUCUUUAACCAAGAGAUUCUUUCAUUCAAUCGUGUUGUUUGUUCAAGUUUACAUAUUAAAAGAAAUUGGUUGCGUUUUUUUAGCAUAUUGCAACACCCUGUACACAGUUUGUCACCUGCACAAUGAAAGACUACUAUAUCGUGCCGUCGAGCCUCACUUUAAACAAACAAACCUGCGACAAAUAUCUGUUUACAAAAUUGAUUAACUUCUUAGCGAUAAGCUCUUAUCCACGACCAGAGACAAACAUGAGAUAAACUUUUUUUUAAUUACGCCAGUAAUUUCAAGAUGUCUUUACAAUUAACAAUAUAAACAAAUUAAAAUGCAGCUAUAAACAACAAAAUUAAACAUCGUCCAACACUACGUUAAUUUACACACACAACUGAUAUCAAUAGAGUGUCAAGGAUACUAAGAUAGUAUCAAGUAAGCUUCAGAGAUUUUACAACAAUUUUCAGGGACAUCUAGAAAGUGUGAAAGGAACGCCAACAAGAAGUUGUCGGUAAUUUGAAGAAUCCGAAAACUGUUUCAAGAAGCUUUCAAGUGCAGUUCAAGAGCUUCAACACAGUUUACUUUAGAGAAACUUCUAAGUUAGUUUAAAGAGAUGUUGAAGAAAGUUUUGGAUUAAUUUCAUGACCAUUUCAAGAGAAU
Photinus pyralis (common eastern firefly) is the source of this 2927-nucleotide messenger RNA. RefSeq names its product transmembrane protein 145-like. Gene Ontology annotation, biological process: G protein-coupled receptor signaling pathway; response to pheromone. The record is from RefSeq and is a predicted model, not a curated record. The transcript has 10 exons. The coding region runs from base 1 to 2178 and encodes 725 amino acids. Lineage: Eukaryota; Metazoa; Arthropoda; Insecta; Coleoptera; Lampyridae.